AUGAGGAUCAUAUAUUUACUACUAAUCGUAGCCGUCUGUGCGGUGAGUGCGAAAUACUUACCUUACGAAACGAAUCCACUUUCAAGGUCUCUAUUAUCACAUGAUGAUGAAUCAUCGUCGUCUUCAGAGACUAAAGAAGAUAAUGAAAUCGAAGUGGAUUCUAGGGAAAGCAAGAUUCAGGAAGAAAACCUGAAGAGACUAGAAAAAAAUGAGAAGGAAAGAAGAAAGCAUGAAGAGGAACAACUUGAGCGAGAGAGGAAAUAUCAGGAAAAACUAGCUGAACAACAGGAAAGGCAAGUUGAACACGAACGUAAGCAGCAAGAAAGACAAGCUGAACAGCAGCGUAGACAAGCCGAAUACGAACGUAAACAACAAGAAAAGCAGGCUGAACGUGAACGCAAGGAGCAAGAACGUUUAGAAAAGGAAAAACGCAAACAAGAGGAAAGAGCUCGCAAAGAAGAAGAGAAAGCCCUGAAGGCCGAAAAGAAGCGGGCAGAAGAAGAACGUAAACGUCAGGAAAAGAUUCAGAAACAAGUAGACAAAUUAGAAAAGGAAACUCUUGAAAAAGAACAGGACUUCCAGGAAGCCAUCGAAUCAACUGAACAAGAUGUCGACCUCGAUGACAUCUGGAAGAUCUACGUUUACGAAAAGUAUGGCUUAACAGGACUUAGCACCGGUCUUGAAAGGAAAGCUGCGCUCAGCCGAUUCUUCACGGAAGAGCUGGGCCUGAAUGCAAACAGCACUAAGAGCGAGAGGCGCCAAGCUAUCACAAACUUUGUUCAGACCAAGAUAUACGAAGAUGUUGCCGCGCUGACUGCCUGGAGGAACCAUUUGGAAUUAUACUUGAACGCAAUAACAGUCCAAGCUGUACGAGCGGAGCUAGAAGAGAAAGUUGAAAAACUCGAAAAUAAGACGGCUUUAUUGCAAACCCUGCUGGUGGUGCAGCUUCUGGACCAGCUGGUGCGGCCAACUCUGCCAACGCUGCUUCUGGCGCGCCUGGUGCUGGUAACUCUGCGAAUGCUGCAUCUAGUGCGGCUGGUGCUGCCAACUCUGCUGACGCUGCCUCUGGAGCGGCCGGUGCUGCCAACUCUGCCUCUGGUGCGGCUAGUGCUGCCAACUCUGCUGACGCUGCCUCUGGUGCGGCUGGUGCUGCCAACUCUGCCUCUGGUGCGGCUGGUGCUGCCAACUCUGCUUCUGGUGCGGCUGGUGCUCCCAACUCUGCUGACGCUGCCUCUGGAGCGGCCGGUGCUGCCAACUCUGCUUCUGGUGCAGAUGGUGCCACCAACUCUGCUGACGCUGCCUCUGGUGCGGCUGGUGCUGCCAACUCUGCCUCUGGUGUGGCUGGAGCUGCCAACUCUGCCUCUGGUGCGGUUGGUGCUGCCAACUCUGCUGACGCUGCCUCUGGAGCGCACGGUGCUGCCAGCUCCGCCUCUGGUGCCUCUGGUGCUGCCAACUCUGCAUCUGGUGCGGCUGGUCCGGCCAACUCUGCCUCUGGUCCGGCUGGUGGUGCCAGCUCUGCAUCUGGUGCGGCUGGUGCUGCCAACUCUGCAUCGGCUGGUGCUGCCAACUCUGCUGACGCUGCCUCUGGUGCGGCUGGUGUUGCCAACUCUGCCUCUGGUGCGGCUGGUGCUGCCAACUCUGCCUCUGGUGUCGCUGGUACUGCCAACUCUGCUGACGCUGCCUCUGGUGCGCCUGGUGCUGCCAACUCUGCCUCUGGUGUGGCUGGUGCUGCCAACUCUGCUGACGCUGGCUCUGGAGUGGUUGGCGCUGCAAACUCUGCUGAUGCUGCCCCUGCUGGCGCCGACUCCAAUGCCCCUGCUGGCCCUGACGCUGCUGGCCCUGCUAGUUCAGACGCCGCUGCCCCUGCUGGCGCCGACGCCGCUGCUCCUGCUGGCCCUGACGCCGCUGCCCCUGCAAGCCCUAACGCCGCUGCCACUGCUGGCGCGAAUGCCGCUGACCCCGCCGCCGCCGCAGCCCCGGCUGGCGCUGACGCUACUCAAUCUACUAACGCUGCUGCUCCCGCUGGCGCUGACGCCUCUGACCCUGCUGGCGCGGAUGCCGCUGCUCCCGCUACCCCGGCUGGCACUGACGCUGUUUCACCCGCUGGCGCUGACGCCGCUGCUCCUGCUAGUGCUGACGCUGCUCAGUCUGCUAACGCUGCUGCUCCCGUUGGCACUGACGCCUCUGCCGCCGCUGGCGCUGACGCUGCUGCCCCCGCUGACGCUGCUGCCCCCGCUGGCGCUGACGCUGCUGCCCCUGCUGGCGCUGACGUCGCUGCACCCGCUGCUCCCGCUGACGCCGCUACCCCGGCUGGCGCUGAAGCUGCUGCCCCGGCUGGCACUGACGCUGUUUCACCCGCUGGCACUGACGCCGCUGCUCCCGCUGACGCCGCUGCUCCCGCUGACGCCGCUGCUCCCGCUGACGCCGCUGCUCCCGCUGACGCCGCUGCUCCCGCUGACGCCGCUGCUCCCGCUGACGCCGCUGCUCCCGCUGACGCCGCUGCUCCCGCUGACGCCGCUGCUCCCGCUGACGCCGCUGCUCCCGCUGACGCAGCUGCUCCCGCUGACGCAGCUGCUCCCGCUGACGCAGCUGCUCCCGCUGACGCAGCUGCUCCCGCUGACGCAGCUGCUCCCGCUGACGCAGCUGCUCCCGCUGACGCAGCUGCUCCCGCUGACGCAGCUGCUCCCGCUGACGCCGCUGCUCCCGCUGACGCCGCUGCUCCCGCUGAUGCUACUGCUUCCGCUGACGCCGCAGCUCCCGCUGACGCUACUGCUCCCGCUGACGCCGCAGCUCCCGCUGACGCUACUGCUCCCGCUGACGCCGCAGCUCCCGCUGACGCUACUGCUCCCGCUGACGCCGCAGCUCCCGCUGACGCCGCUGCUCCCGCUGAUGCCGUUGCUCCCGCUGAUGCCGCUGCUCCUGCUGACGCCGCUGCUCCCGCUGACGCCGCUUCUCCCGCUGAUGCCUCUGCUCCCGCUGGCGCCGCUGCUCCCGCUGACGCCGCUUCUCCCGCUGACGCCGCUUCUCCCGCUGACGCCGCAGCUCCCGCUGACGCUACUGCUCCCGCUGAUGCCGUUGCUACCGCUGACGCCGCUGCUCCCGCUGACGCCGCUGCUCCCGCUGACGCCGCUGCUCCCGCUGACGCCGCUGCUCCCGCUGAUGCCGCUGCUCCUGCUGACGCCGCUGCUCCCGCUGACGCCGCUGCUCCCGCUGACGCCGCUGCUCCCGCUGACGCCGCUGCUCCCGCUGACGCCGCUGCUCCCGCUGACGCCGCUGCUCCCGCUGACGCCGCUGCUCCCGCUGACGCCGCUGCUCCCGUUGACGCCGUUGCUCCCGCUGACGCCGCUGCUCCCGCUGACGCCGCUGCUCCCGCUGACGCCGCUGCUCCCGCUGACGCAGCUGCUCCCGCUGACGCAGCUGCUCCCGCUGACGCAGCUGCUCCCGCUGACGCCGCUGCUUCCGUUGAUGCCGCUGCUCCUGCUGACGCCGCUGCUCCCGCUGACGCCGCUGCUCCCGUUGACGCCGUUGCUCCCACUGACGCCGCUGCUCCCGUUGAUGCUGCUGCUCCUGCUGACGCCGCUGCUCCCGCUGACGCCGCUGCUCCCGUUGACGCCGUUGCAUCCGCUGACGCCGCUGCUCCCGCUGACGCCGCUGCUCCCGCUGACGCCGCUGCUCCCGCUGAUGCCGCUGCUCCCGUUGACGCCGUUGCUCCCGCUGACGCCGCUGCUCCUGUUGAUGCCGCUGCUCCUGCUGACGCUACUGUUCCCGCUGACGCCGCAGCUCCCGCUGACGCUACUGCUCCCGCUGACGCUACUGCUCCCGCUGACGCUAGUGCUCCCGCUGACGCUACUGCUCCCGCUGACGCUACUGCUCCCGCUGACGCUAGUGCUCCCGCUGACGCUACUGCUCCCGCUGACGCCGCUGCUCCCGCUGACGCCGUUGUUCCCGUUGGCGCUGACACGGUUAUCCCGGCUGCCGGUGAGUCUGUCGAUGCUGCGACUUCCGAUGCAGCUGCUUCUGAGCCCGCUGCCAUCACCGAAAAUAUUGUUGCUGGCGCUGAUACCACUUCGGCACCUGAAGCUGCCGCUACAAAUGACGCUGCCACCGAAGCUUCACCAUCUGAAGGGUCCGGUGCUGAACCUGCUCCUAGCGCAGGUGUUGAAAAUGCUGGCGGUGUAAACACCGAAGGACCUGUUGAUGUAGUAACUGGGGCGCCUGUGGAGCAAAGCACGAAUGAGGUUGUCAAUUCUGAAUCUCCGGUCACUUUGUUAGACAUUCUUUCUGGACCAGUGACUGAGGCU
Molecule: messenger RNA, 4301 nt
Organism: Cydia splendana
Lineage: Eukaryota; Metazoa; Arthropoda; Insecta; Lepidoptera; Tortricidae
Product: proline-rich protein 36-like
Exons: 5
Coding region: 1-4179 (1392 amino acids)
Source: RefSeq, a predicted model, not a curated record